AUGGAUGAAAAAAAGGAAUUAAUCUUGGUGCCAUGCCAUUCAAUAUGGAAAUCUUCAAUACAGCCCAGUGAUGGGAGAGUUAAUUUCGGUCAAUCCCCUGAGUACUGGCAUUUAGCGGCUUUCCAAUACGAAGGCAAUGAUCACUUAGCGUUCAUCAAGCACGGAUUGGCAGCCCUCAAACUAUUACUCAAAAAAAGGCAUCGUGCAACUGUUAUAUUCAGUGGGUCCCAAACUAAAAAGGAAGCUGGUGUUUUAUCUGAAGCACAGAGCUACUACUUUUUAUGCGAAAGGCUGAUCAGAAAUGCAAUGCGCAAUGACAAUUUGGAAAUUCCGAACUUUGACGAUGAGCUGCAUACUUUAUUGCAAGAGAUCAAGGAGAUGAUGGUUGGUCAAAACAUAGAUGUUGAUGAUCUAUUUUGUGGUGAUUCAAUUACGACAGAAGAGUUCUCACUAGACUCACUUGAUAAUUUACUAUAUUCAAUAUAUAGAUUUGAAGAAGUCACUGGAAAAUUUCCACAAAGAAUAACUAUAAUUGGGUUUGCAUUUAAAAUGGAAAGAUUUAUCAGCUAUCAUGCCAAGGCCAUUGACUACCCAAAAGCAUGCAUAAAUUACAUUGGAAUUGACCCUAAGCCAACAAACUACAGCCAAACACAACUCUCAAAAUACUAUAAUGAUCUGGCAGAAAUGGAACGAAAAAAUGCUCUAAGCUUAUUUCUCUCAGAUUGGUACGCCACGAAAGAUGCAUUAUUUACCAAAAAGAGGUCUCGUAACCCAUUCAAGAGAACCGCACCAUACGCUCAAAAUAUCCUCUUCAAAAGCGGUACGAGGAUUGAGGAUGACGAGAGGUACUUUGAGAUGAACAUAAAGUGCAAAAUGCCAUGGUCGGCACCAAGGGAAUAG
Saccharomyces kudriavzevii IFO 1802 is the source of this 900-nucleotide messenger RNA. RefSeq lists its product as uncharacterized. NCBI's taxonomy places the organism in Eukaryota, Fungi, Ascomycota, Saccharomycetes, Saccharomycetales, Saccharomycetaceae. The coding region runs from base 1 to 900 and encodes 299 amino acids. The transcript has a single exon. The record is from RefSeq and is a predicted model, not a curated record. Gene Ontology annotation, cellular component: cytoplasm.